Molecule: messenger RNA, 840 nt
Organism: Parastagonospora nodorum SN15
Lineage: Eukaryota; Fungi; Ascomycota; Dothideomycetes; Pleosporales; Phaeosphaeriaceae
Exons: 2
Coding region: 1-840 (279 amino acids)
Biological process (GO): membrane organization; endoplasmic reticulum tubular network organization
Cellular component (GO): membrane; endoplasmic reticulum
Source: RefSeq, a predicted model, not a curated record
AUGGCCCCUCCACCGCCAGCCAACCUCCCGCUGGGACAGCGCCUCGCCGCUCUCGCGCAAACACUGCAGUUUGCGUGGUUUGCCGGACACGUGACACUCCUGCUCGCUACUCUGCGUUACAGCCUGAGCUACAUCACCUUCAACUACUAUUCGAGAUGGGCUAGCUUCUCCUACCGCGUCGCCUUCCUCUCCGCGUGCGUCACAUAUGGUAUUGUCGUCUACAAGGCAUACCGCGCACGCAUGAGGACCGGCAAGCAGGGCGGAAUCCUGACUCUCGCAACCGACGAGAAUGUGCAGUACCUGGUCAUGGCACUUAUCUGGCUCUUCUCCCGCCAGAUCCCGCUUGCCGUCACGCCCUUUGCGGUCUACUCCGUCUUCCACGUCGCUACUUACGUGCGCUCCAACCUGCUGCCUACCAUCCAGCCACCUCCCGCCUCCGCCGCCGCUGGCUCCAAGCCCCCAGCGUCGGGCGCCUCUGAGGCCAUUGGCAAGUUCGUUAAGGAGUACUACGAUGGCAGCAUGACGCUUGUCGCCCUGCUCGAGAUCGCGCUCUGGUUCCGCGUCGUCGGCUCCGCGCUGCUCUUCCAGAAGGGCAGCUGGAUCCUGCUCGGCGUCUACACCGUCUUCUUCCGCGCCCGCGUCGCGCAGAGCAGCUUCGUCCAGGAGGCGAUUCACUCGCUGACUGCACGCAUUGAUGCGCAGCUGGCUAACCAGAGCACACCCCCCGCGGCCCGCAAUGCGUGGGGCACGUUCAAGGGUAUCAUCCGCCAGGCGGGUGAUGCGACUGACAUUCGCAAGUAUGUUGGUGGCCAGCAGGGCGCGCCCAAGAAGGCGCAGUAA